GGGAAGAAUGUGCAGACGCCAUACACGUGAACACGUUGAAUUGAGUGAUCGAACGGAAUUUUGACAGUGUGAACUGUGAUCAAUCGGAAAUUGUGGGAUUUGUUUUAAUUGCAAUAAUGGUUGAGGCCAAUUUAUUAAAUCAAGGAUGGCAUCUGUCCAAAGAAGGUCUGGAGCGAUGCAAGAAUGACGUGUCAGACUCCAGGGUGGAGGCAGUUGUACGCAAGGCUAUGGACAUUGACCUGCGACACAUUGCAGUUGCUGCCAUUCCAACAGACAUCACUAAGGGAAAGAUGGACAAGAUGCAAGGUCCGAUGGUGUUACAAGUGCAGAAGAUCAGGAACAUCUCCGCCCCCAAGGCCAAUGAGGAUUCUGGUGCAGCCCCGCCUCUCUUACGCAUACAACUGACGGACGGUCACACCAUGGUCAUGGCUCUGGUUCUUAAUAGCAUCACAAAGAUAGAUUUGUCCACACCGCCAGGGAGCAAGUUGAAGCUGAUGGGCUCUGUGGCCUGUAAUCAUGGUUUCCUACUCCUCGCAGCCAACAACUGCACCUUCCUGGGGGGUCACGUGGAAGAACUGGUGCAGAGAUGGGAACUGGCUAAAAGUUUAUACCAUCACACAAGAGCAGCAGUCAGUGGUUCUGGCGGACCACCCCCGUGGGUUCCGUUUGGACAAAGAAAUAGACACGGAGAGGCCAGCGAAAAACCAACAAAAAUCACAUUGAAGAAAUCUCUGGAGGAUCCAAAACCCAAGGAGCAAACGGAACAGGACAAGGAGUUUGCCGAGCAGCGCAAGGCGGCCAUCCAGGAGGUCAACAAGAGCAAGCAGGGCCAGGGCAAGACCUUCGGGGGUACCAAGGCCACCCCGGCCCUGCAUGCCAGGGACUCGAGGGAGCCCGCGAGGAAGGGGUAUGAGAACAAUCGGAGGGACAGCGGGAGGAAUGCGAGGAGAGAUGAGCAGGGGCCACCUGAAGGGAAGACCAGGGCUGAAGGCAUCUACAGGGAUCUGGAUUAUGGAGGUUACCAGCCCAGUGACAGGGACAUUCAGCAGCUUGUCAACAUGGGUUUCAAGCGUGAUGCUGCCUCCAACGCUCUCAGGAAAAACACUGGCAAUGCAGAUGCGGCAGUGGAGAUGCUGCUGAAGGAGUCUGACUCCUCGCAACCACAAGCACAGAACUUUGGAAGACAAAGACCGGAUACCAGACCAGAGCGUAACCGUGGCAAUGAGAGGCGAGGCAGACGUGGUGGUGAUGAUGAGGAGGAGGCAAGUGCUCCUCCUGCAGGACCUGCAACUCUCUUCGACUUCCUGCAGCCUAAACUAGGCAAAGAUUCAGAGAAAGGUUCCCAAUCCACAGCAGAGGUCACAACUAGGAAGGAUAUGGGGAGGUCAAGAGAUUUUUCCAAGGAGCAACCCAGCUCAGUCAGGGAAGCUGGGAUAAGUUUUGUGCACGAUGGGCAAACUUCAAACUACAAGCAGCGGGAACAGCAGCAAGGUCGCCAACAAAGAGACAAUAACAUGGAUAGGGGUAGAAGGAACUACGAAGAGAAGUCUGGCCCCAGAAGAGCUGAAAGUAACUCAGCACGGAACUAUGCUGGAAAUGAAGGUAGAGGCAGGAAUCAGGACCGUGGCUAUGGAAACAAGGAAAAUAGCAAUUUUAGGGACAGAAACUCUGGUCAGGACAGGCGUCAUGAUAACACACAGGGUAAUAGCUACCCACAGAGAAGGGACGACACACGGGGUGAGGAUCACCGGUACAGUGAGAGUAGGGCAAAUAACAAAAGCCAAGGAUUUCAGCGCGAGUCAAACUUUAAACCCAGAGAUUUGCAGGACAACCGACCGCCAAGAUUUCAGAAACAGAAUAACUCGCAGCUCACGCAGAAGGACAAAGUGCCCUAUGACAGACCCAAGAGCAAUACAGACAGAGAGGGGAACCAGCGAGGUGGGAAUCAGUUUCAGCCUGCCCAAUCAGUUGACAGCAGUGCCGGGUUUAAAGGGCCGGGGCCAUCAGCGCAGCAGAGACAAUUUCAGAAACAGAAUAACUCGCAGAUCCCGCAGAAGGACAAAGUGCCUUAUGACAGACCCAAGAGCAAUACAGACAGCCAGGGAAACCAGCGUGAUGGGAACCAGUUUCAGCCUGCCCAAUCAUUUGACAGCAGUGCCGGGUUUAAAGGGCCGGGGCCAUCGGCGCAGCAGAGACCCAUCCUGAAUCCUGGAGAUCAGUGUCAGGCUAAAUAUUGGGAAGACAACCAGUUUUACAAUGCAGUACUGACUGCCAUCCACCCCAGUGGGAAGACCUGCGUGGUGCUGUUUCCUGAGUAUGGCAAUCAUGAAGAGGUCAAAAUGACCGACAUCAGACCUUUAGCUUCACAAGCCUUGGCAAACCCCUCCAGUUUUGCCCCUGGCCCGUCAGCCCCUUCCCUAAUGAUGUCUGGCAAGGGCGGAAUGUUUGAAGGCUCCACAGCCACACAUCUAGAGUUCCGUCAAGGCGGGGAGGGAACUGCCUACAACCGGCCCAGACAACAGCGAGAGCCGCGCAAGAACGUCCGACCUGCACAAAACUUCUACCAGCCUCCAAGCUCAAGAAAAUGAAGGGAAAAGCUGAGGUUAUGAUGCAAAUUUCUUUAUUAAGGCAAUAAAUGGAUCUAUUUAAGCCCCAUUCCUUGUUUUGGUCAAUCACAGCAAUAAUUAAUAAGGAAAUAAAUGUGCUUGCCCAGUUUUAAACAAGUUUAAAACUGGCUAGGAGCCGAAGGCCAUUAGCCAGUUUUAAACAUACUUGUUUAGUCCUGGCCAAGCACAUUAUUUUAGUCCCAUUCAUAAAUGCCUUUUGGUCAAAAAGUCUAAACAAGUCAAUAUUCACAAUUUUCCAAUGUUUUCAUUCAACAAUUUUACCUAUUUUGUGACACACCCCUCUGGCCGUGUAUGGCAUGUGCCUCGAGUGUGCAGUGCUAGAAAUAUCCUUUUAUGGAGAUUGUCGCAGAACGCAGCGGUGUAGUAGUAAAGUGUUUAAAACCAGCAAGUCUUAUAUCAGCGGUUUAAAGCCAACCACGUGAUGAGCUCUCGACCAACAGGAAUGGGUGAACUCUCUUAGGUAUUUAUGAAUGUUUGUUAAAAGUCUGGCAUGUGUGCACUUGUGUGGCAUUGAGGAGGCAUAGUUAGCUGCUGGUAAUAAUACAUUAAUAUUGUAGACGACAGCGAAUGGUAUACCGAAUAUCAAUAUGUAAUGCAUGAAUGAAAGUGGGCUGUGAAUUGAAGUGACAUUAUUGUAAUGAAAAGUAUGAUUAUAAUUAUAUCUUAGUACAACCUCUGUGCUGUUUCACUUGUUCGUGAAUGAAAUAUCGAGAUUCAAAAUGCAUGUGUUGUUACGCAAGUGCCUUUAGUUUCUACUUUCCUUGUGAUGGUUAAUAAUACUUAAAUUUGGUAAUUUCUUGAAAAAUAUGAAUUGUAGUCUUGGUGCCUCUUUUGUGAACUGUACACAUUCAGACAACUCUGUGCCCAACAUCUAUAGAUUGAUUGCAUUCAGAAGCCAUCUUGGAGGGGUGUUUUGCUAUGUUGAUUCAUUAACAAUGAAUGCACAAGGGCUCUACUCGUGCGUAUCCCUGUUAAACAAAAGCGCAGGCCUUCAAGAUGGCUGCAGUGCAAACAGUCUAUACAGAAAAAUUGUAGAGGUUCAGUGAAAAAGUGAGAAUCAAACAAAGGAAAAUAAGGAUACAUAUACAACUUACCCGUUGUUUGAUUUAUGACAAUUUUAAUUUUGUUUCUGACAUGGUAAAGCGUCUUUUACAUACAAAUUGAUCCACCACUAAUUGAAUAAUACACAAACUAAAGUUAUAUCUACCAUUAAAAAAGGCAUCAAAAUCUGAAAUACA
Messenger RNA from Patiria miniata (bat star), 3865 nucleotides. It is a transcript of the gene tdrd3, whose product is annotated as tudor domain-containing protein 3-like. Gene Ontology annotation, biological process: mRNA processing. Lineage: Eukaryota; Metazoa; Echinodermata; Asteroidea; Valvatida; Asterinidae. The transcript has 13 exons. The coding region runs from base 117 to 2588 and encodes 823 amino acids. Gene Ontology annotation, molecular function: protein binding; RNA binding. The record is from RefSeq and is a predicted model, not a curated record. Gene Ontology annotation, cellular component: nucleus; cytoplasm.